Coregonus clupeaformis (lake whitefish) is the source of this 1050-nucleotide messenger RNA. Its product is annotated as RIIa domain-containing protein 1. The coding region runs from base 273 to 557 and encodes 94 amino acids. The transcript has 4 exons. The record is from RefSeq and is a predicted model, not a curated record. Lineage: Eukaryota; Metazoa; Chordata; Actinopteri; Salmoniformes; Salmonidae.
GCAGAACUCUCAUGUCCUGUGACUGGAUCCCUCAGUACAGGCUCUGAAAAACAUUGUCACAUUGGCUGCCACCCAGAGCCAUAGAGGCCUACAAAGAUGUAGUGGGCGAAAGCAAAGAUAAACUCUGUGGGGAAAGCGUUGCUUCUGUUCUACUCCGGCUGUUGCCAUAGUAACAGCUGAACUUGUCAACAACAGGUGGGUUUUGUUUUAGCAUAGACAUUAAUGGUAGCUAGCAAGCUAUCAAAGGGAUUCUAGCUAGCUGAGGAGAUAAAAUGGCUGAGAAAAGUGGAUUGGAGAAACUGGACUUUGGUGCAUUAAGCAUCAAGCAACAACAGCAACUCCGACAAUUUAAGAUCGAAACGAGAAUCAACAAUGAAAAAUAUUUGAGAGAGCAUCCAGAGGUGGAGGCCUUAAUAAGUGACUUUUUAAGAGAUGUUUUUCUCAAAAGACCCACAGACAUUCGAGAGUUUGCAGCAGAUUACUUUACCGACCCAAACCUUUGUAUGAGCAUUGGCUCCAAACUGCAGGGCGAUCCUGCCGACACAGGCACAGACUGAAUCCUUAACAGAUUGUUUGGCAGUUCAACUGUUAUUGAAGUGUAAAGCUGUAACAAGCCUCUUUCUCUGUGUCCUGUACAUCCUCUGUAUUGACUAGUUAUUUGUGUCAAAGUAACAUUAUAUAAAGUAGGAAUGUACUGGCAUCCAGGCAGAGUUUCUUAACGAGCAUCAUUACUACAGGUUAGUUACAGGUCUACAGAUAGAAGACUUCUAGGCCUAUAUGGUGGAGUGGACAGCCUCUUUACAGGAGUUCUCUCAGUGAAAGGUCUAAACGGUAUCAUUGGGACGUUCCAACUCUGACGUUACCCCAUUGAAGUUGACAUUUAAAACGGUUAAGGUUAGAUGAGAGUAUGGGUUAAGGUUUGUGACGUCCCAAGGAUUCCGAAUAGCACUAACUGUUUUCUCAGGCCUUAGAGUACCCCUUUCUGGACUCUUACAUACUUCCAUUAACUCCCCAACUCAUCAGAUUAAACAAAAAAACAUUAAGCAAGAU